Messenger RNA from Seminavis robusta, 771 nucleotides. NCBI's taxonomy places the organism in Eukaryota, Bacillariophyta, Bacillariophyceae, Naviculales, Naviculaceae. The record is from the annotation of a GenBank genome assembly.
AUGCAGCACUACAUUUUGAGUUAUCCUUCUCAAGAGUGCAAUGGGGCUGCCCAGUCACCUUACCAUGCGCAGCCCAACUUCAUCGCCGUUCCUCUUGAACAGUGCAGUGUGCCUAACCAGUCCCAGUAUCACCAGCAUCCAAAUUCGCCUGCUCAACAGGCCAGUUACUACAACCACUUGCUACAUCACCAGCAGCCCCACUCCCUUGCCCAGCAGACCCAUCACUACAGCCACUCGCCUCAUCACCAGCAGUCCCCUGCCCAAACGGCUCAUCACUACAGCCACUCGACGCAUCAUCAGCACCACGUGCCAUCUCAUGCAGCUCACCAGCACGCCGCGGUUCCGCUCGCCGGUGGCGACGCCUACGGUUCGCAGUACGACCCGGCCAUGCAAAGUUUCGCUUUAUAUUACCCACCGGCAGCCCAGGGCCAAUACUACGAUGUCGGUUACCAUCAUCCUGAUGCAGGGGAAGCUCUCGUCUUGGCCAGCGGACUGCCACUUCGGCUAGAAGCGAUGGGCGAUCAGACUGUUACCCAUAAUGUGGACCGCGAGGGCUACUACAACGGUUUGCUGGGUCACGCGCAAUAUCAUUUCCGCCAACGCAGCGGAGAGAGCCAUCGGCGUCGGUUGGAAGGGACCUCGACCAGUUGUCCCAUUGAAAUCAGUGACGAUGAUGUUUCCGUGGGGCAGACUCUCACCUGUCAGGAACUUGUCGAUCAAAAGUUCAAAGAGGCGGAUGCACAAGGCAAAAUCAUUUCAGUGGACGAUUGA